Molecule: messenger RNA, 3057 nt
Organism: Pteropus alecto (black flying fox)
Lineage: Eukaryota; Metazoa; Chordata; Mammalia; Chiroptera; Pteropodidae
Product: transport and Golgi organization protein 1 homolog
Exons: 24
Coding region: 142-2541 (799 amino acids)
Biological process (GO): vesicle cargo loading; endoplasmic reticulum to Golgi vesicle-mediated transport; protein secretion
Cellular component (GO): endoplasmic reticulum exit site; endoplasmic reticulum membrane
Source: RefSeq, a predicted model, not a curated record
GGCCGCGGCGGGGGAAGGCGAAGUUCACUCUCGGCGUCCGCCCCCUGAACCGGUCCCUUCGGAAGGAGGAAGCGGUGAAAGAGGGGGUGUCCAGGGCCGUGCCCCGGGGAAGCGUCGUCGCCGCUCAGCUGUCCCCCCACAAUGGACGCAGUACCUGCCACUGUGCCUUCCGUCACCGCUUCCCCGGGGAACUCGGGGCUUCUGGGACCCCUGUCGGUGCUCUACGCAGCCGUCCUAGCCAAGCUCCUGGAGCUGGUUGCUACGUUGCCUGAUGAUGUUCAGCCCGGGCCUGAUUUUUAUGGACUGCCGUGGAAGCCUGUGCUUAUCACUGCCUUCUUGGGGAUUGUGUCAUUUGUCAUUUUCUUUUGGAGAACUAUCCUUGUCGUAAAGAAUAGAGUGUACCAAGUCACUGAACAGCAAAUUUCUGAGAAGUUGAAGAAUAUCACAAAAGAAAAUGCAGAACUUGUACAGAAAUUGUCAGAUUAUGAACAGAAGAUCAAGGAAUCAAAGAAACAUGUUCAGGAAACCAAGAAACAAAAUAUGAUUCUCUCUGAUGAAGCAAUUAAAUUUAAGGAUAAAAUCCGGAAACUGGAAGAAACUAACGAGAGUCUGAAUGAUACAGCGAAAAGUCUGCGUGUUAUGUUAGACUCUGAGAGAGAUCAGAACGCCAAGAAUCAGGACUUGAUACUGGAAAACAAGAAGUCUUUAGAGAAGUUAAAGGAUGUUAUUGCCAUGAAUUCCUCAGAACUUUCAGAGGUUCAAAUCGCCCUUAAUGAAGCCAAACUCAGUGAAGAGAAGGUGAAGUCUGAAUGCCAUCGGGUUCAAGAAGAGAACACCAGGCUGAAGAAGAAGAAGGAGCAGUUGCAGCAGGAAAUCAAAGACUGGAGCAAAUCACAUGCAGAGCUCAGCGAGCAAAUCCGAUCGUUUGAGACGUGUCAGAAAGAUCUGGAAGUCGCUCUGACUCACAAAGAUGAUAGUGUUAACGCUUUGACUAAUUGCAUCACGCAGUUGAAUCGGUUAGACUGUGAAUCCGAAUCUGAGGGUCAAAAUAAAGGAGGAAACGAGUCAGAUGAAUUAGCAAAUGGGGAAGUAGGAGGUGACCGGAGCGAGAAGAUGAAAAAUCAGAUUAAGCAGAUGAUGGACAUUUCUCGGACACAAACGGCAAUAUCGGUAGUGGAAGAGGAUCUCAGACUCUUACAGUUAAAGCUUAGAGCCUCCAUGUCCACCAAAUGUAACCUGGAAGACCAGAUAAAGAAAUUAGAAGACGAUCGCGACUCACUGCAGUCUGCCAAAGCCGGGCUGGAAGACGAGUGCAGAACCCUGAGGCAGAAAGUGGAGAUUCUCAACGAGCUGUACCAGCAGAAGGAGAUGGCUCUGCAGAAGAAGUUGAGUCAAGAGGAAUACGAGCGGCAGGAAAGAGAACAGCGGCUGUCGGCUGCGGAUGAAAAGGCGGUUUUGGCGGCAGAGGAAGUGAAAACUUAUAAGCGGAGAAUUGAAGAAAUGGAGGAUGAAUUACAGAAGACAGAGCGCGCAUUUAAAAGCCAGAUUGCUACUCACGAGAAGAAAGCUCACGAUAACUGGCUCAAAGCUCGUGCCGCAGAAAGAGCUAUCGCUGAAGAGAAAAGAGAAGCUGCCAACUUGAGGCACAAAUUAUUGGAACUGACCCAGAAGAUGGCAAUGCUACAAGAAGAACCUGUGAUUGUGAAACCAAUGCCAGGGAGACCCAGCGCCCAGAACCCCCCGCGGAGAGGUCCCCUGAGCCAGAACGGCUCUUUCGGCCCGUCGCCUGUGAGUGGGGGCGAGUGCUCCCCGCCUCCAGACCCGCCCGUGAGGCCGCCGUCUGCCACGCUUGGCCGAGGAGAUGUGCCCAGACGUGACCUUGGUUCAGCGGACGGAUCUCUACCUCGUCCCCGCUGGUCGUCUGAGGCCUCUGGGAAGCCCUCUGCCUCCGAGCCAGCGUCUGGUGCCACGCCCAUGACGAACAGCAGCUCAAGAAGCUCCUCCCCAUCCAAGGUGAUGGACGAGGGCAAGCAAACUGCUCUCCACGAGCCUGAAGGCCCGUCAGUCCCCAGCAUCCCAUCUCUGGCUGAGCACCCAGUCGCAGUGAACGUGGCAGCAAAGGGGCCGCCUCCUUUCCCAGGGGUGCCCCUCCUGAGCUCCCCCGUGGGAGGCCCUCUCCUGCCGCCCAUCCGGUACGGACCGCCGCCUCAGCUCUGCGGGCCUUUCGGGCCUCGGCCACUUCCUCCGCCAUUUGGUCCAGGUUUCCGUCCGCCGCUGGGCCUGAGGGAAUACGCACCAGGUGUCCCACCCGGGACACGGGACCUGCCGCUCGACCCUCGGGAAUUCCUGCCAGGACACACGCAUUUUAGACCUCUAGGCUCUCAUGGCCCAAGGGAGUACUUUUUCCCUGGUACCCGAUUACCGGCCCCAGCUCACAGCCCGCAGGAGUAUCCCCCGCCCCCUGCUACAAGAGACGCGCCCCCGCCUGCCCCCCAGAGCCGCAGCCAGGACUCUUCGCCGGCUUUGAAACAGAGCCCGUGACCAUGACCACUGACGCCGGGUUGGGGAGAAAGUGGACCGUGCACUAUCCACUACAGGCUUCAAAAUCCCGAAGUUGAUUUCAAAGGGUUUGUUUUUCGAACUAAGCUGCCCUGGCAGUGUGCAUUUUUGAGCCAAGCAAUUAAAAAAUAUCAUUUCCCCCUUCAAUAAAAAUCACCUGGUAAGCUAGAGCCUCCUUCCAGCUUUGAAAUGUGCAAUAAAGAGUCCCGCAUUUUAGUUAAUGCAGCAUAUGUAACUGUUCAGUGAUUUAGAAUGUCAUGAAAAAUACGAACAUUUCCUGUGGAAAUGCUUAAGAACGUGUAUUUCCAUUUAUUAUCCUAUUUUUAGUGUAUACCAGUUGAAUGGAGAGCAAUGGUGUUUAUAAGCUCGAUUUUUAAAAAAUAUGGGUCGCAAAGACUGUUACGCUAAAAAUGUUUACUAAAAGAUCACUAAACUGUCCCCCCCUUGCUGAUGUUCUUUGUAGUACUAGUUCAUAAAACUUUGGUUACUACUUCCCAA